This is a messenger RNA of Rotaria sp. Silwood1, 810 nucleotides long. NCBI's taxonomy places the organism in Eukaryota, Metazoa, Rotifera, Eurotatoria, Philodinida, Philodinidae. The record is from the annotation of a GenBank genome assembly.
AUGCAAAAAGGAAGAGACAUUGCUGGAGCAAAUGCUUUAAUACAUCCCGUUAUUACUCCGAGGUUUAUACCGACAUGUUCGAUAAAUUUACUUUCUCAAUUAGGACAAUUAGCGAAGAAAUACGAUGUUCACGUACAAUCACACAUUGCAGAAACAGCAGAUCAGGUUGCAUUCGUACAUGAUCUUUAUCCAAGUAUUGGUAACGGGCGAGACGUAGCUAUAUUUCGCGAAACUGGCCUCUUGACAAACAAAGCAGUUUUUGCUCAUGGAGUUUAUUUAGCAGACAACGAAGUUGACGAAAUGGUUAUAAGUGGAAGCGCGGUAGCCAGUUGUCCAGUUGCGAACUUUCUUUUCUCCAAGGGAGUCACGGCAAUAGAACAUCUUAAAAGAAGAGGAUUAAAGAUUGGUUUGGGAACGGAUAUUGGAGGAGGAUAUUCAAGCAACAUGCUUCCUGUUGUGCGUGCUGCUGUUUUGGCAAACAGAACGAUGGAUUUUGUCUCGUUUGAUCGUUCAAAUGCUAUAUUACCAAUUUUUCCGGAGCAUAAAGAUGCUAUUAUCGAUUUUAAAUUUGCUUUCUAUUUGGCCACUCUUGGAGGUGCACAGGCUUUGAAUAUUGAUUCACAAAUUGGAAGUUUUGAAGUAGGAAAGCAAUUUGAUGCAUUACUUAUAGAUUGUAACAAGGAAAAUCAAGCGUUUGAUUAUUGGAAAGAGGAUGAAAUGAGCAUUAUAUUUGAGAAAUGGGUGAAUUCCGGAGAUGAUAGAAAUAUUACUGGGGUUUGGAUUCAGGGAGUAAAAGUAGGAUAUACUUAG